This is a messenger RNA of Phytophthora sojae, 840 nucleotides long. RefSeq lists its product as hypothetical. The record is from RefSeq and is a predicted model, not a curated record. NCBI's taxonomy places the organism in Eukaryota, Oomycota, Peronosporomycetes, Peronosporales, Peronosporaceae. The annotation marks the transcript as partial. The transcript has 2 exons. Gene Ontology annotation, molecular function: double-stranded DNA 3'-5' DNA exonuclease activity; endonuclease activity; DNA-(apurinic or apyrimidinic site) endonuclease activity. Gene Ontology annotation, biological process: base-excision repair. Gene Ontology annotation, cellular component: nucleus.
AUAAAAAUAGUCGCGUGGAACGUGAAUGGUCUCCGAGCUAUCCUCAAGCGGGACGAAAGUGUCCAUCUCCGAGCUUACGUGGCCCAGGAGGACCCCGACAUUUUUUGCCUCAGCGAGACCAAGAUCUGCCGCGACGAGCUCCAGAAGAUCGAGGACUUCCUGCCCCAGUACGAGCACCAGUACUGGUCCUGCGCCGUCAAGAAGGGCUACGCCAGCACGGCCAUCUUCAGCAAGACCAAGCCGCUGAGCGUCAAGGACGAGAUCAUCGUGGGCGACCACGACUCCAAGGGCGUGAGCAAGAGCGCCAACAGCGGCAAGGACCAGGAAGGACGCUUCCUGGCGCUCGAGUACCCCAAGUUCUGGCUCGUGCACACGUACGUCCCCAAUGCCGGGGGCAAGCUGGAGCGCCUGGACUUCCGCACCAACCAGUGGGACAAAGCCAUGCUGCGCGAGAUGAAGGAGAUGGAGAAGACCAAGCCCGUGGUCUGGUGCGGGGACCUAAAUGUCGCUCAUCAAGAGAUCGACAUUCACAACCCCAAGGGCAACAAGCGCAGCGCGGGCUUCACGGACGAGGAGCGCGAGAGCUUCGGCAACAUCUUGGAGAACGGCUUUGUCGACACGUUCCGUCACCUGCACCCGGACAAGGUCGAGUACUCUUACUUCGGCUACCGCCACAACAUGCGUGCGCAGAACAAGGGCUGGCGGCUGGACUAUUUCGUCGUGUCGGAGAAGCUCAUGCCGAAUGUGGUAAGUGUAUUUGGCUGGGAGCGCUCUUCCUACAUUCGCGGGAGCGUCGUUGGCAGUGACCAUUUGCCCAUCGGUUUGGAGCUGGAAGGUUUG